AUUUCUUACCAACUGAAAAUGGAAAGUGAGGUUUCUGUUGUAUUUGUUAUCAAAAUCUAACGGUAACCGGUAACAAUCUCACGCAACCGGAAGUUACAGACUCGCCAAAGGAUUGUGGGAAGUCAGGCUGUCAGUGUUCGUCCUUGUGCCUUUACGUAAAGCUCGAACGUUUGCCAAAAUGUACAGACAAUUUAUGGGUGUUUGGCAGCUAUCCAGGCGGACCAUCACUAGCAGUGCCCGCAGACAGAUUGAUAACACUGUAAAGGACAAGCAAAAACUCUUUCAGGCAGAUAAUGGUAUACCUGUUCAUCUGAAGGGUGGGUCAAAGGACGCGCUUCUCUACAGAGCCACAAUGACUCUCACUGUGUUUGGGAGUGGAUAUGUUGUAUACGAGCUGUUUACUGCUGCAAUGCCCAGGAAGGCACAGUGAAACAGGAAUGUGUCCUGCAGGACAUGACUGUCUAAUAAAGCAACUACUCAGCUGCUGCAUGUAUUUCAUCAAGUCUCUGUUGUACAGAUUUCAAUAUAAUUCAAUGUUUGAAAUCUUAUUUCUUUGAUUGUAUAAAUCAUGAGUUGAAAAUAAUAAUAAAUAUAUAUAUUCUGAAA
Melanotaenia boesemani (Boeseman's rainbowfish) is the source of this 606-nucleotide messenger RNA. Its product is annotated as cytochrome c oxidase subunit 7A2, mitochondrial-like. Gene Ontology annotation, biological process: mitochondrial electron transport, cytochrome c to oxygen; mitochondrial respirasome assembly; regulation of oxidative phosphorylation. The coding region runs from base 179 to 430 and encodes 83 amino acids. The record is from RefSeq and is a predicted model, not a curated record. The transcript is spliced from 4 exons. NCBI's taxonomy places the organism in Eukaryota, Metazoa, Chordata, Actinopteri, Atheriniformes, Melanotaeniidae.